AUGCCACAGCAUGUUCCUAACUUAUAUGGCACAACAAUUCCCAAUUCUUAUGAACGCACAAAUACUUCAGCGUCGACGGGGGAAGUAAAUCGGUCGGAUUCUUCGAGGAAUUGUAAAAGAGGCAGUGAGGGGAGCACGAAGCAAAGGAAGAAGGCCUCUCGCGCUUGUGACCAAUGUAGAAAGAAAAGAAUUAAGUGCAGAUUCGAUAAACAUUCUGGGGUUUGUCAAGGGUGCUUAGAAGUUGGCGAAAAGUGUCUAUUUGUUAGAGUCCCAUUGAAACGUGGUCCUGCGAAAAAGAGGUCCACUGGAAUAUCUAGUGAAAAUUUCAGUUUGGAUAAUGAUCCUCUUCAUUACAGACCAAGAACACAUUCAUACCCAAUGAACUUGGGAGACAACCAUUUACCAUCGCUUGCUCGGAAUUCUUCUUUCCCUUCGAUUAGCAGUUUAUUCAUUCCCCCAAUAACUACUCAAUCGCAACAAUUUGUGAAGGUACCGUAUGAUGACAUUAAGCGUAGACGUUCUCUAGCUACAUUACACAGUGAUUCAUCGAUAUCUACAGAAUUUGGGGGUAAUUAUCGCUUAGACCAAAAUUUAGGUAUUGGGCAAGAGGGGAAGGAUAUUGCAAUGAAAGGCACGAUAACGCCGGUGGAGGAAACGAGCGCGUGCUCAUCUAAUGUUCGUCGUCAGGGUUCGCAGUCCUUUCCACUUCAAGAACAGCGCGCUAAUCCCUACAUUAAUCCUUUUAUCUUUGGAAGAUCCAGGCUAAGCAGUAUUUCUUACACAAGUGAAGCUACAACAUCAGAAGGUAACACACAGAGUAAAGACCAAUAUAUGCUUACUCCCAAUAGCGUACGCUCCGUUGAAAAAGAACGGUUAAACUCGUUGACUGCUGGAUGUUCGAACAAAAAAUCAAGCAUAGAUGAUAAAAGUGACAAGUGGGAGAAGAAUUCAACUUGGAAGCCAGUAUACCGGUCAGCGGAUCCUUCUCGUUCUAACUCCGGAAAAACCGUUCCCUUGAAACAAGAAGCCAGUGUUAAACCGCCAAUUCUUAGCGCUAACAGACAGUAUGAUGAAAUCUCCUUUUGUAAGGUUUUAGACAUCUACUAUGAUUUUUUCCAUAUUAAUUUUCCCAUAAUACCGAUCAACAAAAAUAAAUUUACUGGCAUGCUUAUUCCUAAGAAACCACAAGUGUUUGAUGAAACCCAGAAAAUUAGCAAUGAAAUUAUUGAACGGUUUAAAACCGCCUUAGAGAUUUUGGUAUUUUGUAAAAUAAAACAAAGGAGAUCAUCAAAAUCAACAAAAUCGUGGUCCCGUGACAAUUUAUGCGAUUUUCAAAAAGGGUUGUAUUACAUUCAGAAUUUCAACAAAUGUAUAGAUGACUGCUUUCGAAGUUUAAUUACUGUUAAAUCGAUAUUAAGACAAAAUUCCAGUGUUAUACCUUCAAGGAUAAAGUUCAUUUACUUUUCGACAAUGAUCAUGUUGAAUUUCAUCUUGAUAUUGACCGGUGAUGAGAGCUCGCUUUUGUUAGGCCCCUCCGUUGGGGUUUUUAACGAAUUUAAAGCUCAUAAAUUAUUCCUACCUUUUGAGAAUACUGCCUCGAUGCCACUAUUAAAUUCAAACGAAAAGAUUGAUGACGAACAACUGGACUAUGCUGUAUUGUUCAAAAGGUCGUAUAUCCUUUUAAAUAUUUUGGAUACGCUACAGAGCUUCCGGCUAGGUCAACCGAAAUUAAUCAAUUUAAAUUUUGGUAGCCCCAUUGGCACGUAUUUUAGCGACGAAAUAGGUCAUAACCAAAUUGUUGAAAAAAAUCCCAUAAUUUUGGACAACAUUCUACGAAAUCUUAAACUUGGUGAAUUUAUAACAUACUUUGUCCUUAACAGAAAAUCUUUGCAAGUAGAUAUAUCCCAACAUCUGUUAUUCACGAAUCAAACGGAUUACGAAGAUUUCGCUGUUGAUAAAGGUGAACACAAUGAUAUAGCUGACAAAUUUCAAUUUCUUUUGAAGAAAAAGGAAAGUUUAAUCAGAGAAUUGCUAAAUAUUGAACAAAAAAAUGGCCAUAUUCUGAAAACUUCCUGGAAUUCGGAUGCUGAAAUGAACAAAAUUGGAGAGCUGGUCUGCUCAAUGAUUACUCUGACAUCAGGUAUAUUAGAUUCGAUUGCAAAUGUGAAUGCGGAGAACUCAGUUGAUUUGGAUUCGAAGCCACUUCCGAACACAUAUUCUGAAACGGACAGCGAAGAAGAAUCAAUGUCACCAACACAACGCAUUACCCCCAACCUUGCCAAUGAAGAAAAUAAGCGCUACACAACCAAGUACUUGACCGGAACUGUGUCUGUUUUCAUACUGCCGAUGGUGGAAGAAUGUUCUAACAUCAUUAGAUUGAUAGGACCAAUACCCACCACAUUAAUAAGUUUGUACAUCCGUAAUGGAAAUAUGGCUAAGGGAAUGAAUAACAGAAUUAUGAUGUUGUCCACUGCGCUGAACGAAUUGGUGCAAAUAACCGCACUAUUUAAUGUACUGGAACCUUUUAGGCAAAAUGUACAUGACCUUGCUAAACGCUACAAUGCCGACGCCAUGAGUGGUAACGGAUGCUACAAAUCGGUGAUGAAAAACAUUUAUUCGGGAAAAUGUGUGGCUAGUAACGCCUCAAACGUUGCGCCAUUAGAGGAAGAAAACAAAAAAAUAUUGGAAAAGUUUGCUGACAUAGGUUGGAAAUUGAUGGAUGAUUCAGAAUUGGGUUGUUGCUGUUGUUUUUCUGACUAA
Messenger RNA from Saccharomyces paradoxus, 2760 nucleotides. RefSeq names its product Eds1p (gene EDS1). The record is from RefSeq and is a predicted model, not a curated record. Bases 1 to 2760 code for a protein of 919 amino acids. Gene Ontology annotation, cellular component: nucleus. Lineage: Eukaryota; Fungi; Ascomycota; Saccharomycetes; Saccharomycetales; Saccharomycetaceae. Gene Ontology annotation, molecular function: zinc ion binding; DNA-binding transcription factor activity, RNA polymerase II-specific. The transcript has a single exon.